GUAGAAGCAAGAUGUUAAGCUCUUUGUGUUUGCUCUGUUUUUUCUCACUUGCGACAGGAACCUGUUUUCAAGAGAAAUACAAAGGUGGGAUAAACCAAUAUCCAAAGCGCAUAUUAGUCCAGCCUGGAAGAUCAGCCACUAUUUUCUGCAAUGCCACAACAAAAGAUCCCAUAACGGGGGUGCAUCUAAAGAAACGCUUCACAAAAAUAAUGUAUAUAAACAAAAACAAAGUAAACUUUUAUGGAAAUCAUCUUAAUCUGUCUGGAUCAGUUGGUGAUUUCAGUGUAACACUGCAUAAUCUGACGGAGGACGACACUGAUAUCUACUACUGUGAUGGCGAAACAGUAGCUGAAGAAGACAUCUGUGGAGAAGGGACUAUUCUUAUUGUGGCUCCCAAAACCGGUAAAUGUCAGGAUGGCAUAAUGCAAUAUCCAAAAACCAUUUUAGUUCAAUCUGGGAAAUUGGCUACGUUGCGGUGCUCUAUAACAUCACAGGAGAAAAUAACACGGGUCCAUCUCCUAAAACGCCACUCUUCUAUAAUGAAUAUAGAUAACUUUAACAAGGUUGACAUACGAUCAGACUUUCAAACCAACCUUGUUCUGUCCGGGACAUAUUUGGAUUUCAAUGUCACACUGAACAAUCUGACUUUAAAUGAUACUGACCUUUACUCUUGCAAAGGAGAAAUCAAGGCGAAAGAAGACAUAUGUAGUGAAGGAACAAUGAUUACCGUUAUUGCCAAUAAUGGUGCCAACAACUGCGAAGUGGAAAUUGCCAUUGUUUUUUUUACUGCCAUUCUCCUGGCCCUCACAACCUAUUCUGUAUUUGCGAUGGUAAAAUGCUAUAAGAAGAGAGGUGAGAUUCAAUCAGCCAGGCUGCCACAGAACACAGUGUAUGAGGACAUGACACAAACCAUCCGUCGGAACACAAUGGGCCACUCCACCUCUACCAGCUACUGAGGAUUCAGUUGUAAAUGUAUAGCUAUUGUAAUUAUUUGACCUUUUUUUGCAUGCCAG
This is a messenger RNA of Spea bombifrons (plains spadefoot toad), 1013 nucleotides long. RefSeq lists its product as uncharacterized. The transcript has 5 exons. Gene Ontology annotation, biological process: adaptive immune response. NCBI's taxonomy places the organism in Eukaryota, Metazoa, Chordata, Amphibia, Anura, Pelobatidae. The coding region runs from base 12 to 956 and encodes 314 amino acids. Gene Ontology annotation, cellular component: membrane. Gene Ontology annotation, molecular function: signaling receptor activity. The record is from RefSeq and is a predicted model, not a curated record.